AAGCCGGUAUCGAGCAAUAUCCUAUGAAAAGGAAGAGGCAAGUCCUGAAGAUGGGGCACGGAGGCACUCUCGACAGUGCAGCAACAGGUGUUCUUGUGGUUGGCAUUGGAAACGGGACCAAAAUGCUCAGUGCGAUGUUAUCAGGCUCCAAGAAAUAUACAACUGUUGGAGAAUUUGGAAAGGCCACAGACACGCUGGACACUAUAGGCAAGGUGACUGAAGAAAAACCAUAUGAUCACAUAACGAAGGAAGAUCUGGAAAAUGCUCUGGAGAAAUUCAAGGGAAAUAUAAUGCAGGCUCCUCCCCUGUAUUCCGCUCUGAAAAAAGGUGGGCAGCGGCUGUCGUGUUUGGCGAGGAAAGGCGAAGCAGUGGAGGCGAGACCUGCCAGACCUGUGGUGGUUCACAGCCUCUCUGUACAGGACUUCAGCCCUCCUCUCUUCACUCUCGAAAUUGAAUGCGGAGGUGGCUUCUAUGUCCGAAGUUUGGUCAGUGAUCUUGGUAAAGAACUGUCGUCCUGCGCUCACGUGAAGGAGUUGGAGAGAACCAAACAGGGUCCUUUUACAUUGGAAGAACAUGCGCUUCCAGAGGAGAAAUGGACAAUUGACGAAAUAGCCAAAAGUGUUCACGCUAACGCACACUUGCUUCCAGUGGAGGAGCCCGGGUGUAAGAAAUUGAAGGUGGACACUCUCGAAAAUUCUGAGCAACAAACAGAAGCUGGUGUUCGUCAGGAGGCACUUGAUAUGGAAGAAGCAAAGAGUAACGAAAAUAAAAUGCAACCAUUAUUCUGUUAUACCAGUGGCGAAACAGAAUAAUGAUUACGUUUUAUACCAGUGGGGGCCAACCUUUUUGGUCGGCCAACCAAAUCAAUUUUUCUUGAUUGAAUAUUUCUUGAUUCUGUUCUGUGUUGCAGCAUCUGGACCUGGCUGGUCUGCUCUUAAAUUCUCCUUUUACUGUUAAACGAACAUGUUCAUUUGUAAGCGUCCAAGUAAAUUGUUUUUUGUUGCAUUGCCUCAGUUGGGCUAAAAUUCAGAAUAAAAACUUGUUUUACUCGA
Callorhinchus milii (elephant shark) is the source of this 1052-nucleotide messenger RNA. RefSeq names its product TruB pseudouridine (psi) synthase family member 1 (gene trub1). Gene Ontology annotation, molecular function: RNA binding; pseudouridine synthase activity. The record is from RefSeq and is a predicted model, not a curated record. NCBI's taxonomy places the organism in Eukaryota, Metazoa, Chordata, Chondrichthyes, Chimaeriformes, Callorhinchidae. Gene Ontology annotation, biological process: mRNA pseudouridine synthesis; tRNA modification. Gene Ontology annotation, cellular component: mitochondrion.